Messenger RNA from Triticum aestivum (bread wheat), 723 nucleotides. RefSeq lists its product as uncharacterized. NCBI's taxonomy places the organism in Eukaryota, Viridiplantae, Streptophyta, Magnoliopsida, Poales, Poaceae. The record is from RefSeq and is a predicted model, not a curated record. The transcript has a single exon. Bases 201 to 455 code for a protein of 84 amino acids.
CGUCAAAACGUGUUCUACGCCACUUCGCUAAUGCGCUGAAGUUUUCUCUCGGCCGCGCGCGCUGUUACAUUGGCAGCCGAGCAGAGCUGCAGUAGUACACUGCCUCAGGAGAUUCAGCUUCUCUCGUGCACAGUCACAGAGCAGCAGGGUACCACAGCCCUCUGAUCCAUCCACUCUGUCUGGUCCUCUUGCCCCCAUGAAUGCAUGAGAUGCCGGCCAGCCAGAGGUUUCUUUUCUUCCUCGUCGCCUUGCUCCUCCUGGUGGCGACGGCGGCGGCCGGAGGGGACGACCACGCCGCCGGCACGACCGAGGCGGCCGCGGAGGCGCGUCCGCCCGACGCGGCGUUCGACGUGCGGGCGAGGAAGUGGUGGCCGCGGGUCCCGGCGACGGAGGGCCUCGUCCGGGGCAGCGAGCGCCGGGUGCCCAACUCCUCCGACCCGCUCCACAACCGCUGACGUGAUUACACCACCGCUGCCUGCUCCCGUGCCAUCCGAUUCUUGGCGCUCCCGCGUCGCCCAUGCUUCAUGCUUGGAUCGUGGCUGCCGGCUCUGCUAGAUCAGAGGCCCAAGAUGCGUAUACAAAUGUAGCUCAUUUUGCCUUUUGUUGGCUCCAGUGUUUUGUAAUGAGAAAUUGAUCGGCGUUUUGCCGAUCUGUGCAUACACAUUUGACAUUCCUUCUUCUUAUAGAUGACUAAAGUGCAGUUCAUAGUGGGCAAUUCGAUAA